UACGCUUGAUUGGAAAUCUGGAAUGGCUUCGUUCAAAGGAAAGGAAGGAACCUCUUGUGAAGAAGCAACAGCCUUGCAAGAGACAGAAACCCUGGUAAAUAAUGGCCAGAACCAUGCUAAAGCUCCUGUAAAAAUGGAUGGGGCUAAAAGCUCCAAAUACGAGAGUUUAUGCAAGAUAAUUGCAGUCAUCAUUGUUGUUGUGGCUUUCGUAUCGCAUUUGCUACGUGGCGCACACGAGGGUAGGUUUUCUCGAGUCUUCUAUUUCAUGUUCUGUUUUCAUGCCUUGUUGCAUUUUGAAAUGAUAUCUCUUGUUUCCUUCCACCUUGAAGUUGGGCAAGGCUAAUAUUUAUAAGUGAUUGUUUGAGAUUUGUUUCGAGUCUUAAUUCGACCUGUUAAAUAUUAACGUGAUAUGUCUGACCGUCUGCUUCCUGAGAAACUGUCAAACGUUGUAAAUAAAAGGAAUUUUUGAAGAAAGAUACACGUGCAGCAUCGUUCUUCAAAAAAUUCCUUUUAUUUUUGCUGUGGUUAUAAUUUUGUCUGACACCAGAUCCAAAUAUGUACAUGCUAUUCAUCUGACAAAAAUGUUUCCCUCAUUGCUAGGGAUACAACUAUAACAGACAGCUCAAGAUUAAUUCCUCGGUAGUCAAGUGGUUUUAUGGCCAGGGCCGUAGCAACCGGGUGGGGGGCAAUAAUUUGCUAAUAAUCAUUUGUUUUUCUAAAUCAUGCAGACUUUUAUCAUUAAUCCAUGAAAAACUGCAAAGAAUGAAGAUAUUACCCAUACUUUCUUGCAACUUAUCCAAUAUAUAGUUAAUUAGAUAUGCCUUCGCCCAUUUAGUACUACUAAAUUGUAAAUUUCGACAUACUAAAAUGCUGUUUUGUGACCAUCAGAAUUCUAUCAAAUCUUCCCCAAAGUCCAGAGACUCUAAAUUUAAAAAUUUCCUUGGGCCUUCGGCCCUCGCUUUCAGUCCCCCCAAUCGAAAAGAGCUUCCUACGGCCCUGAUGCCUCACCCCCAUUUCCAAAACUAGUAGAGGUGCACCCCCCAGUAAACCAUCCCUGCAUGUGCUAACAUCUCACCCCCCCCCCACCCUUUGCCAAUAUUAGCACAAUAAUUGUGACACAUUUUCUCUAGGAAGUGGCAGUUGUACACAUCUUUUGACAAAAGGAAGAUGGAGGGAGGGACUUGGAAAAGAGAUAUGGCAGCCUUUUGGUUGCAUGAUGCAUCAAUAUCACAUGAAGUAAUUUGAAAAUGAUAUAAUUACAUGUUCUAUAAUAUCACUUGGAAUUCAGUUCUUUCUGACAAUAGACAUUUAACUCAUUGAGUGCCAGGGUACUGUCCUCAACAAGUUAAAUAUUGGACUAGAGACUGUGCAACUUGAUGGUCUGGUUAACUAUAGGCAUGGGUAGAGUCUAAUUAUCUCAUUGAACGUCAGUACUCUUCCCUUCAUGAGUAACAUUGUCUGGCAUUACUAUUAGACAGAGUAGAAAUAAAGUAUUGUAAUGUUUAUUAGGGUGUGCGUAAUAUAGAACUUUAUGGGUUAACUAGACACAUGGGUAGAUAGUUUGAUUUACUUGUAUUGAGUGUCAGCACUUUCCCUUUGACAAUAAAAUGAUCUGGGUUACACAAAGUUAAAUAAUAAAGUAGGGCGUACAUUGGAGUGAUAUGAAAUUCAACGGUUAAUACUAGAUCACAUGAGUGGAUAAUCUGAUUAACAAUAACCUUACAGUAAUGACCAAUCUCAUUGUUGUUUUAAUUUAGGGAGAUUCGAACGUGUCUGCAAAACCGACCGCUGGCUUUUGUGGGUGAUUCAAGAUUAAGAGAUGUUUAUAAUUUGUUGCUUCAUGAACUAGCUGGAACAGAUGAAGAAGCAAACAAAAAAGCUGUAUGAAUAAAUGUGCACUUGUCUCUUAUUGUACAGUAAACCUUGCCUCUCUGUUAAAAUGAAUUGCCAUAAUUUUCAUGUGCCUGAAUGGCAAACAUAAUACAGCUUGAUGAGCGAGCAUGGAGCCAGGCACCUUUAGGUUCAGGAAUUUGGGUCUCCUAUAAUUUGUAAACUCUGAGUUAGUAAUACAAAGUCAUGUAAAAGUAGAAUCAUUAGGUGAGACUUUCUUUAUUUAUUGGUUUACGGAUUUUACUUUAAAAAAAAAACAGGUCAGUAGGUUGGAAAAAAAUUAAAAAAAACAUUGUUUUUCAAGAUUGUCACAACGAUACCAUGAGCCAAAGAGUCAAAGUUUACUUGGCGUGAACUUUGUGUCAGAAUCCCAAAUGAACUAAAAUCAUAAAGUUGUUGACAUCCAAAUUUUUUUUCAAUUUCUGAAUAUUUAUGGUUGGCGGAUCCGUAAACCAAUAAAUAAAAAAAGUCUCACCUUAUGAUAACAAUUUUCCUUUGUUUUUACAGCACCGCAAUUUGUCAUAUACUGGGGAAAACAAUGUAUCAAUAGUAAGCCGAAAGUUUAUAUUUAUAUCAAAACUGUAAAAUGAGUUGUUUUAAAUUAAGGUUGGAUAUAUUUUCACAUGUGUUUUACAUUGAGUGCCAGCACUUACUGUCCUUAAUUAAUGAGUAAAAUCUUCUGGCAUUAGACACAGUAAAUUAAUAAUAAAGAAGGCUUCAUGCAUCAUGAUGGCACAUUGCAACUAAGGGACCGGUCAUAAAGUAAAAGGGGGUUGGGCUGGGAAAAAUAGGAAAAUAGGAGGUGGGUCACUAUUUUUGAGCACAGUUGAAGGGGUGGGUCAUCGAAAGUUAAAUGCAAUCAUAAGGGUGGGCCAUGUAAAAAUAUGCAGAAGAUUGGGCCCCAGUCGGGUUUUUUUGUGUUAAAAAUUUCCGAUAUCUGUUUUUUGGGCUAAGUAGCAAAACAAAUUUUUUCUGGAAAAAAUUGGAAAAGGGGUGGGUCAUAAUUUUUCAGCACCAAUACAAGGGUGGGCUACAAAUUUUCGUGCAGCUAUUAAGGGGUGGGCUACGUACCAAAAGUGCAGACAAGAAAUAUAUGAUUUUCCCAGCCCCCUCUCCCCCCCACUUUACUUUAUGACCGGUCCCUAAGGAUGAAAAGGUCACCAAUCAUGAUUGUAAUAUGAUCCAUAAGUGAUGAAUUUUUUGACUUGUAGAACUUCUUUUGGAUGCCAGAAGUGAAUGCAUCAAUGGAAUACUUGUUUAAGCAUUGGCUCAAGGUAUAAUUUUUACUCUUGACUCACUUUGUAACAUUGUACUUGUACUAUUUUACUCUAAUUUCUUUUUCACUUUUUUAUAGCAUUCAGUGGGUCGACCAAGUUUCAUUGUGGCUGGGGCGUCAUUGGUAAUUUUGCUAUAAAUCAUUCACACUUUAUUACCCAAUAUGAAUUAUUAAAUUUUGAUAUUAAAGUUUAUUCAAUUAACAAUUAAGUUUCCUCCAUAAAUUGUUCUUUUUCUAGUGGACAAUCAAGAAUAGAGAUAAUGCUUUGCAAGAAUACAAAGGUUCGCCACAAAACAUCGUACUAACAUUACCUGCAUUAACCUAUUAAUUAAUGCCCAACAUGUUCAUGAGAUAAGCAAGUUGCCUGGUUAACAUUUGUUUGACAUUUAAGUCAGAGAGUAAUAUAUCGCAUAGAAAACUUCUGAUUGAUAGGGAGGGCUACUAAGGGGCGGACCAUUAGAAAAGUGAUGGGGGGGGGGCAAAAAUAAAAAUUGCGCAGGGAAAAACAGAAAGAAAGAAAAAAAUUGUGUGCCAAGAAAGUUUGAAAAAAAAUUUGUGCAGAGACUUUUCAAUAGGGAAAAUUAUAUAUAAGGUGAAAUAAAAAAAAAAUUGUGCAAGGAUUAGGGAUUAUAUUUUAAAAAAUUAUUGACACAAGCAAAAAAUUUAAAGUUUGAAAACAAAUUUGUGCUCCAAAAAAGUUUGAAAAAAAAUUUGUGCAGAGACUUUUCAAAAGGGAAAAUUAUAAGGUGAAAUAAAAAAAAUUUGUGCAAGUAUUAGGGAUUAUAUUUUAAAAAAUUAUCGACACAAGCAAAAAAUUAAAAAAAAAAAUAUUUGUACAAGUUAAAAAAGUCCCCCCCCCCAUCACUUUUCUAAUGGUCCGCCCCUAACUUCCUGACAAAGGGCUUUUGCUUGAAAAGUUGAAGUAAUUCAAUCUCCUUGUAUUUUUCAGGUAGUUGUAUCCCUAUCAAUCCAAAAGUUUUGUUACUAUCAGUACUAUACCUACAAUGGCACAGAUCUUUCAAUAAUACUGCAUGCAUUCAAUGGGUUAAAGUUGUGUUUCAUUGUAAUUCUGUGUUGUAGCGAACUUCACACGAGUCAAAGACGUGAUGAACGCACUUGGCACUGUGAAUGAUGGAGAGUUUGAAAAAAUGUUGAAAGCUUCGAAAGCAUUGAAGAUUAAAGUGAACAGAGAUGAAUUUCCAAAAUCUCCUGUCGUUGCCUGGAAAUUGCAAG
This is a messenger RNA of Paramuricea clavata, 4399 nucleotides long. The record is from the annotation of a GenBank genome assembly. Lineage: Eukaryota; Metazoa; Cnidaria; Anthozoa; Malacalcyonacea; Plexauridae.